Molecule: messenger RNA, 371 nt
Organism: Rhipicephalus sanguineus (brown dog tick)
Lineage: Eukaryota; Metazoa; Arthropoda; Arachnida; Ixodida; Ixodidae
Exons: 2
Coding region: 36-371 (111 amino acids)
Source: RefSeq, a predicted model, not a curated record
UUCACUACGGGCUGUCAUUGGACCGCGGCAGAGCGAUGACGCACGAGCUGCGCCUAACCAUUGGACGGCACGAUCCGGAAAUUGCAUGCGGGUUCGGAGGCUCUACAAAGGGCGCGAACGCGUCCACACCGACACAUUCGGUCGCGAUGGCGAUGGCGGUGCUCCUCCUGCUCGGUUUGAACGUGUUGGUGGGAGCUCUUGGGUCUCCGCGACAAGCCAUCUCAAGGACGGAACGGCGGGACAUGGACUUAGCUCGCGCAGCUACCUUUCGCCGUUUUAGGAGGGAUGUGGAAGAGAAGAACGGAAACUUGGACCGCGUAGUCUGCGUCCUGCUUGAGCUGGGCUCCCCCUGGUGCGAAAAAGGUCAGUGA